CGGUCCCUGAGUGAGUCCCAGUAUGAUGGUGUAGAUGAGCCCCAGUCGUGAGUCAUUGUCACCCCCGGCGGCACCUCCUCCACGUGUCCCGGCCGUUACUCAAUGGGGCUAUUUCUAAGCACACCGGCCCCGCCAUUCAACAAGCAGGACACGUCUGCAUGACUCCCGCACUGACGUCAUCCCUCCGAUAGGUCCGAACGGCUGCCGAACCCUCGCCCCGCGUUCGGAGAUUUCCGUCAAGCUUCGGGCGAGCCCAGCUCUAUCCCUCCCCCUGCAGGCCGACAGUCUCCGCUACAGAGCAGCCUAGGAGCCGUACUGCGCAUGUCAGGCGGCCAUUUUUCCCCUGCUUCUCCUCCCCUCACUGAGCAGCUAUCCCCGGCUGGCAGCCGCCGUCCUCCAAUGCCGUGUUAGAUUAAGAAAAAGGGGGAGGGAGGCACAGGCGCCGUGUAACAGGGAGCCGGAGCCCAGAGACACUGCGAGAGAAAAGAAAGGCAGAGUCACGGCGGAUAGAUACGGAGAGGAGUCCAUGAGCCACCGGCCCCCUCAGCACUGCGCCCGCUGAUCCGGAUCUACCACUUGUCUGGGGGCAGGGGGGUGUCAACGGAGACGGCGGCCACAGCGGCUAAUUGUGUGUCUCCCCCCCGUCUGCUAUAGAAGAUGGGGCCGCCGCCGGGCCCCGGCCAGGAGGAGUGUUGAUGACUGUCAGUGAUGGCCGCGUCCGCCGGCUGCAUCGUCCCAGCCAUCUCCUCAGCCCGCAGCAUCCCUGUCAUCAGCGCCCGCCGGCAGCCGGAGCCCACACCGCAGCCUAGCGACACCCCGGUUCCAGGGCUACCAGCCGCGCUGCCCUCCCCGAGGAGUGAUCUGUCAUUCCAGGGACCGUGCUGAUCGCUGGGGGAGACAGAGGGAGGGAAGUGACACUGCGGCUCUACAUCCGUGUAUUGUACACACGUCCACAGCUCCAUCCAUAGAGCUCAGCGGGAGAGUCGUGCGCCCCCUCACCCGGGAAACACAUCGCGCACAUUUGGAGGAGUGAAGGUGGGUGGGCUGAGAGCUAGAGGAGGAGAAUCACCAUGCACCAGCCCGAUCCAUCUGCAGAUCUGACUGCCAGGAAGAUGGCGCACCCGGCAGACAUCCCCAGGAGGGGCAGUGGGGUCAGUGGGCACCUGCUGUCCUCUGAGGAUUACCAGCCUCUGCCACCUGCAUCCUCCUCUCCUGGACCUCAGCAUCCUCCUCAGACCCUAAACCUGAUGGCACAGCCUGUGGCACAGAUCAAGAAGAAAAGUGGCUUCCAGAUCACCAGUGUCACCCCGGCUCAGAUCUCUGCCAGCAUGAGCUCCAAUAAUAGCAUCGCUGAGGACACCGAGAGCUACGACGACCUGGAUGAGUCGCACACCGAAGACCUGUCGUCCUCCGAGAUCCUGGAUGUGUCAUUGUCCAGGGCCACGGAUCUUGGUGGUCCAGAGAGGAGCUCCUCCGAGGAAACCUUGAAUAACUUUCAAGAAGCUGAGACCCCCGGAGCGGUGUCUCCCAAUCAGCCGCAUCUUCACCAACAUUUACCUGCGAAUGUCCAGCAGAACAUCAUGAUAAAUGGGAAUGUGCACCUUCCCCAUCAUCUUCAUCACCAUGGACUUCCUAUGCCUGCCCAUCACAGCUUAUCCAGUGCCUCUGUUUCUGCCACUGCUCAGAAUCCAGCACCUGUGAAACUGGCUACCCCAGGAACUACGGAUAAUCCAGCUGUAGCACCUGCACCUUCUGUUGCUGUUCCUGCGGUGGGGACAAUGCCGCCUAUGGCACGUAAGGCCAGUGGGCCUGUUAGUGCGGGUGUCAAUCCUAUUACAGGUAGCGGGACAACUCACAAUGUUACUAUUCCAAAUGUAAGCAGCAUGACUGCUCCUUUGCCCACUAGUGUAAAUAUUAGCUCCGCCAGUGUGACAAGUACUAGUAAUGUAAGUGCUGUCUCUGGAAAUGUUAAUCCACAUAUAGGCUCUUCUGGCAAUGGAAGUAUUGCUGCGUCUAGCAUACCUAACAAUGUUUCUAAUGCACCUGUAGGAGCAGCCGUGGCACCGGCUGCAGGGCAGCACCAGGCGGCACCAUCAGCAGCUGCCACCUCUAGGUUUAGGGUUGUAAAAUUAGACUCCAGUUCAGAACCGUUCAGGAAGGGCAGAUGGACUUGUACGGAGUUCUAUGACAAAGAAAAUGCAGCAGCUGCUUCAGAGGGAGCCGCAGUCAACAAAGCAGUGGAGAGCAUUAAACAAAACCCACUUGAGAUGACGUCUGAGCGCGAGAGCACCAGUGGGAGCUCAGUAAGUAGCAAUAUCAGCACUCUGAGUCACUACACAGAAAGUGUUGGAAGUGGCGAAAUAGGGGCACCUGCAAUGCAAGGAUUUCAGGUACUGGCACCUCAACAGAUGGACUUUAGCAACCCGCUUGUCCAGAAUGUACCACCUUCAAACAUACCGCAGAGUGUUUCACAGUCUCAGCUUGCACAGUUACAGAUGCAUUCACAAGAUGCCACUUAUUCUCCUCAGAAACAAGUAGGACAGGCUGCUCCAGCUACCAUGAAUGCUCCUGUUGGUGUACAGUCCGCUGCUGUCAAUAUACUUGGUGUACCAUCUUCUUUAGGGCAUCAACAGCCAGCAGUUUCUACUAUGAUCCCACAACAGUUGCCAUAUCCUCAGCCGGCACAGCCCUUACAAAAUCUGCCUACUGUUCAACCAACGCAAACAAUACAAUAUGCACACCCACAGACCGCUCCAACUCAGAUGACUACUGGGCACGUCAUGCCAACAAAUCAAAGUUCUGUUCCAGGGAGUUUACCGGAAUACAUACAGCACCCACAGAUACUUCAAACUGGAGUUGCACCUGUACCUACACCUUCAGCAGGAGUGGGGGGUAGUACUGCCACAGCUGUACCUGUUGUCCAAGCACAAGUUUUACAGGCACAGAUCCCGUCUGCAUCGGCACAAGCACCGCCAACCUGUGUAGCUUCAACCCAGCCUGUGGUACAUGCUCAGACAGCCAUUCAGUCAACUGGCGGUCAAGUGGUAGGUGUUGGCCAACAGGGAAAUCUGCCAACUCCAGCACACCAGGUAUCUACCAGUCAGACUACACAAUCUGUAAUUCAGCAAAAUGUUCCAGCUCCUUCUCAGACGGUACUGCCACCCACACAAGGUAUACAGGUUGGCGCUUCUACCCAUCCACCUCCUGUAAUGAUGGCACCCCAGAAUCCUUUGCUCCCCUCAAAACCUCCUACACAACUUCUUGAACCUGCUGCUGUACAGGGAAUGACCACUCAACAAGUACCUGCAGUCAGUCCUAUACCUGCACCCAAUGUUCCAGCACCCCAGCAGCUUGGGACAAAUCUACCUACUGGAAUAGCUCCAGCAGCGACGACCCUGGGCCCACAACCACCUACAGUUGCUCAAGUACCAACAGCGCAAAAUGGGAAUUUAGUCCAAAGUGGAAAUCAAGCUCCAGUGAUGGCAAGUUUACCACUUGCCCAAAAUGUGCACCUUCAGAUGAUUGGCAGUGCUAGUCAGUUCUUGGCGCCAUCUCUCAUUCAGUCCGUGGCAGGCCAGAUUGAAGAUGCCAGGCGUUUAAUGGAGCAACAAAUGGCGGGUCUACCACAUGUGGGUGAAGGGGCCUCUCUGGAUAUGCACGGUUCGGGAUCUUUACUGCCUUUGAAGUCCUUGCCUCUGACAACACCUCUGGUUGAUGGAGAAGAUGAAAGCGCCUCCGGUGCCAGCGUGGUAGCGAUCGACAACAAGAUUGAGCAAGCCAUGGACCUGGUGAAGAGUCACCUGAUGUACGCAGUCAGAGAAGAAGUUGAAGUCCUCAAAGAGCAAAUCAAGGAGCUGAUAGAGAAGAACUCACAGCUGGAGCAGGAGAACAGCUUGUUGAAGACCCUGGCAAGCCCCGAGCAGCUCGCCCAGUUCCAGGCUCAGCUUCAGAAUGGUUCUCCACCCUCCUCCUCUUCUUCAUCAUCCUCACAGCCUGCAGCAAGCACUUCCACACCGGCACAGCCAGCCUCACAAAUUUCGGGCCCAUCUGCGUAGCAGCUUUACUUCGAAUACCUUGCAAAUGGGGCUGACAUAUCCAGCGAGCAUACAUAUCCACCAUCCUGACAAGUGCCGAAGAGUUUUGUUACCAUCAGGUCUUAUUAUGUAGGAGAGCCCCAUGUAUAAUACCAUCUGAUGGUAACAUGGUUUUGAGUGCUUUAAAAGCUUGGAGUUUGACAUUUACUGAGGAGGUGGCCAGAAUCUCAGCCUUCUUUUAUAGCUAUGAAGUGUCCUAAUAAUUUCAGUGACUGCCGAAUUCACAAGAUUCCCUCACCCUUGGAUGUGCCUCUGAUCUUCACUUAUUUAUAAGGAGCAGGUGGAAAUCCGUGCCUCCCGCUCUUCUACCGCUGUCCACGAAGUUGCAUACAUCCAGUUUUCAGUAUUAAAGAACUGUCUCACUCCACCUCCUUUGAAGCGUGUUGCGUUGGACUACAGUGGACUACAAGCGAUAGCGUAAAUACACGGGACACUGCAUUGUAUGCGAGCUGUGAUUUCUUCAAACACAUUUUCCUUAUUUGUUUUUUUUAAUUAAUUAUUUUAUUGUAUUCUGCCCGUGACCUGCACGGUUGUAAACAAUGCAAGUAUGGUUGGGCAUCGAGGUGGGAAAGCUGUGGAAUUGGACUGGAAGUAACUUGAGCUGUUUGCUCCUCUGCAGCAAGGAGGAGAAUUGUAUGCCACAUGGACACAUUCCCAGUGGAUAAAGGUAUAUUGAAGUGUACUCCUGGUUAUCUACCAUUGGUCGGCUGAGCCCUUCAUUUGCAAUAUCUUUUAUUGAUAGGAUUGGAUACACUGAUCCGUUCUGAGAAGAUGCUGUUGGAAUAUUAUUAUUAUUAUUAUUAUUUCGAUGAAGUUAAUUUGCCUACUGUAUAUUUGUGUAUGUAGUGUAAGUACUCUGUAAAAUAGGAAAAACUUGUAAGUACUACUUAGGGUGUACAGAUUGAAAUUUAGUGGUUUCAUUGGCUGAAAUGAAAUUUUUUUUUUCAUAUUUUUUAUUUUAUAAAGCUGCUACCCUUUACGUGGCGAGAAGAACUGGAGAUGUAGGUUCUCUUGGCACUAAAGGUGAUAGCCAAGAGCACACCUGCACAACUGUUUAGGGUAGAGUUAGGCCACAUGUGGCUCUUUAGUUGUUAUCCAAAUAAGAGUCUUGCAGCAUGCGCUGUCAGCUACCAAUUGGCAGAUCAUGCUGGGACUUGUGGUUCAACAAAAGCUGUAGAGUCAUAGGUUAGUACAAUCUGGAUGAGAUCAUGGCAGAUUCAUGCCACGUUUAGUGUAUUCUUUUCUUGAAUUUGCCUUGGCUGGUGAGUAUCUUUUUCAGAAAUAAAAUCCAGUUCACUGAAGUUAGUUUUUGUUUUUUGGUUUAAUCACUCCAGAUACUGACCACUUUCUGCUAACAUAAUGGAAUAUUUGAGCUGUAAGGUAGUAUGCAUACGUUGUGCAUGUUCUCUAAACAGUUGUAACACGUCAUUGUAUUUAACUGUUGCACUUGUCAACUUUCAAUAAAGCAUACAUUGUUGGUAAAGAAGA
Hyla sarda is the source of this 5582-nucleotide messenger RNA. It is a transcript of the gene TSC22D1, whose product is annotated as TSC22 domain family member 1. The transcript has 3 exons. The coding region runs from base 1071 to 4055 and encodes 994 amino acids. Lineage: Eukaryota; Metazoa; Chordata; Amphibia; Anura; Hylidae. Gene Ontology annotation, biological process: regulation of transcription by RNA polymerase II. The record is from RefSeq and is a predicted model, not a curated record.